GGCUCUUCUUCCGGAGAUCCUUCUGUGCAGCUGUGAAUAUUUUGUGUCGAAGUUUUCAGCCCAAAUACUCUGUGAUAGUCGCUAGAUUUCACCAAAAUUGUUUGGAGGAGCAUGUUGAAAGUGUUCAGUAUCAGUGUUGGAAUUUUAAGCAGACACUCCUGUUGUUUAGCGCUGGGAAUCAGAAGGAUGAGCCACAAUAUCGCCCCAAAUAGGUUGUCCGGGAAGGUGGCAGUCGUAACAGCGUCCUCAGAUGGUAUCGGUUAUGCGAUUGCGGAGAGAUUGGCCCAAGAGGGAGCAAAGGUCGUCGUGAGCAGCCGAAAAGCCCCAAAUGUUGAGAGAGCUGUGGCUCAGUUGAAGGCAAAAAAUCUUCAGGUGCACGGAAUAAAAUGCCAUGUUGGAAGUGCUGAGGACAGGAAGAAGCUCUUUGCUGAGGCAGAGAAGCAAUUUGGAGGAAUUGACAUUCUUGUGUCCAAUGCAGCUGCAAAUCCGGAGAUGUCCACGCUCUUUGAGUGCUCAGAAGCAGCCUGGGAGAAGAUUUUUGAAAUCAACGUUAAGUGUUCUUUCCUGCUGACAAAGGAAGUUGUGCCAUUUAUGAGGAAAAGAGGCGGUGGAAGUAUUGUCUACGUAUCCUCAAUUGCAGGCUUCAACCCCAUGCAACUCCUCUCGGCUUAUUCUGUGUCCAAAACUGCCCUCUUCGGCCUCACAAAAGCCGCAGCCAUCGAUGGAGGAUCUGAGAAUAUUCGGGUUAAUUGUGUAGCACCCGGAGUCAUUGAGACCAAAUUUUCUCAACCGUUGAUUGCUGAUUCAAGUUCCAAGGAAGUUGCUGAAAAUCAAACACUUCUCAGAAGGAUUGGACAGACUCAUGAGAUUUCGGGAGUGGUCGCCUUUCUGGUUUCAGAUGAUGCCAGUUACAUCACUGGAGAGAAUAUUGUCGCAGCUGGUGGAAUGCACAGUCGUCUCUAGACUCAUUUAAAUUGUCAAUAAAAUUGUUUUUGAGGAAAAAGUGAUGGGGCAAUAUCAAAAGGUGUAGGCAAGAAAAAAUACAUUUUUAUUUGUUACUUUUUAUUUGCAGAAUGGGUAAUUAAAAAUUAUUAAAAAGACCAAAAAA
This is a messenger RNA of Phlebotomus papatasi, 1108 nucleotides long. Its product is annotated as dehydrogenase/reductase SDR family member 4-like. Gene Ontology annotation, molecular function: carbonyl reductase (NADPH) activity. Lineage: Eukaryota; Metazoa; Arthropoda; Insecta; Diptera; Psychodidae. Bases 112 to 963 code for a protein of 283 amino acids. The transcript has 5 exons. The record is from RefSeq and is a predicted model, not a curated record.